This is a messenger RNA of Racocetra persica, 365 nucleotides long. NCBI's taxonomy places the organism in Eukaryota, Fungi, Glomeromycota, Glomeromycetes, Diversisporales, Gigasporaceae. The record is from the annotation of a GenBank genome assembly.
GCAGUUAGUUCAGAAGAUUUUACACUUGUAGCUUCUAAGUCAAAUGAAUAUAUCUUUAGAGAGGCGUUGGUCAAAUGGAUUACAACGGAUAAUCUUCUAUUUACCGCUGUUGAGUUAGAAAGCUUUCAGAAGUUAUUUGAAGCAAUCAGAAAAUUAGAAGGUGAUGUUACUGUUCCUUCUGCCAGAAUAGUAAAACAAAUUCUAACUUAUACCCAAGUUAGGUUUGCAAGUCUAGUAGUAUCUAUACAGUAUCCUUCAGAGGAUAUUAUUUGGCAUAUUGAAAAUUUGAUGAAUGAAGCUCAAGAUAAAAAAAUUAAAAUAAAUGCAUUUGUGUCAGAUUCGGCAGAAGAAUAUGCUGCAGCUAG